Molecule: messenger RNA, 1739 nt
Organism: Loxodonta africana (African savanna elephant)
Lineage: Eukaryota; Metazoa; Chordata; Mammalia; Proboscidea; Elephantidae
Gene: RING1
Product: ring finger protein 1
Exons: 7
Coding region: 205-1425 (406 amino acids)
Biological process (GO): negative regulation of DNA-templated transcription
Cellular component (GO): ubiquitin ligase complex; PcG protein complex
Molecular function (GO): ubiquitin protein ligase activity; chromatin binding
Source: RefSeq, a predicted model, not a curated record
UAGGGCCCCAGUGCCCGGGCCAUGGCGGCAGCGGCGGCGGGAGCUGCUGUCUGAGCACGGGCUGCAGACUACGCGAACUCGGCCCGGGAGUCCGGGCCCAGAGAGAGGCGCGGCGACCGGGGCGCCGACGGCUGGAGCCGGCCUUCCUCUCCUCCUCCUCCUCUGCUGCGGGGCCCUGGUGGGGGGGAUCUGUGUCCGGUCACCAUGACGACGCCAGCGAAUGCCCAGAAUGCCAGCAAAACGUGGGAAUUGAGUCUGUAUGAGCUGCACCGGACCCCGCAGGAAGCCAUCAUGGAUGGCACAGAGAUUGCAGUUUCCCCUCGGUCGCUGCACUCAGAACUUAUGUGCCCCAUCUGCCUGGACAUGCUGAAGAAUACAAUGACCACCAAGGAGUGCCUCCACCGCUUCUGCUCCGACUGCAUCGUCACAGCCCUGAGAAGCGGGAACAAGGAGUGCCCCACCUGUCGCAAGAAGCUAGUAUCCAAGCGGUCCCUGCGGCCAGACCCCAACUUUGAUGCCCUGAUCUCUAAGAUCUAUCCCAGCCGGGAGGAAUAUGAGGCCCACCAAGACCGGGUGCUCAUCCGCCUCAGCCGCCUGCACAACCAGCAGGCACUGAGCUCCAGCAUCGAGGAGGGCCUGCGCAUGCAGGCCAUGCACAGGGCCCAGCGUGUGAGGCGGCCGAUGCCCGGGUCAGAUCAGACCACAACGAUGAGUGGGGGGGAAGGAGAGCCUGGGGAGGGAGAGGGUGAUGGAGAGGACGUGAGCUCAGACUCUGCCCCUGACUCGGCCCCAGGCCCUGCUCCCAAGCGACCCCGUGGAGGGGGCGCAGGGGGGAGCAGUGUAGGGACAGGGGGAGGCGGUGCUGGUGGGGUGGGUGGGGGUGCUGGUUCUGAGGACUCUGGUGACCGGGGAGGAACUCUGGGAGGGGGAACCCUGGGGCCCCCAAGCCCUCCUGGGGCCCCCAGUCCCCCGGAGCCAGGUGGAGAAAUCGAGCUCGUGUUCCGGCCCCACCCCCUGCUCGUGGAGAAGGGAGAAUACUGCCAGACUAGGUAUGUGAAGACAACUGGGAAUGCCACAGUGGACCAUCUCUCCAAGUACUUGGCCCUGCGCAUUGCCCUUGAGCGGAGGCAGCAGCAAGAGGCAGGGGAGCCAGGAGGGCCUGGAGGGGCUGCCUCUGAUGCUGGAGGACCUGAUGGGGGUGGUGGGGAGGGCGGGGGUGCCGGAGGAGGUGAUGGGCCUGAGGAGCCUGCCUUGCCCAGUCUGGAGGGUGUCAGCGAGAAGCAGUACACCAUCUACAUCGCCCCCGGUGGCGGAGCUUUCACGACACUGAAUGGCUCACUGACCCUGGAGCUGGUGAAUGAGAAGUUCUGGAAGGUGUCCCGGCCACUGGAGCUCUGCUAUGCCCCCACCAAGGAUCCAAAGUGACCCUGCAAGGGGACAGCCAGAGGACAGGGACCACAGGGUGUCCCUGUGUCCCAGCCUACCACCCCAGCUUCUUUGUCCCCCAGUGCCCCCCAGCCCAGCCAACCAGCAGAAGGACACAAAUGAGGACAAGUGGCUUUUAUACAAAGUAUCUAUAUCAAAUUCUUCUAUAUUGUACAGAGUGGGGCUUGUGUCCCCUUCUACUGCCUUUUCUAUGGACCCCCAACCUCCCAUCUGUACAAGAUGUUGGGAAGGUGAACCCUCCCCUUCACAUCCUCCUCCAAAAACAACAAAUCUGCUUUUUUUCCUCUUUGAAA